Drosophila montana is the source of this 2008-nucleotide messenger RNA. RefSeq names its product Tektin A (gene Tektin-A). NCBI's taxonomy places the organism in Eukaryota, Metazoa, Arthropoda, Insecta, Diptera, Drosophilidae. The transcript has 3 exons. The coding region runs from base 111 to 1871 and encodes 586 amino acids. Gene Ontology annotation, cellular component: nucleus; microtubule cytoskeleton. Gene Ontology annotation, biological process: cilium assembly; cilium movement involved in cell motility. The record is from RefSeq and is a predicted model, not a curated record.
UACACUCCGAACUUUGUUGGUAGCAUUUAACAUACGUUGAAAAAAAGUGGAAAUUAGUUAAAAAUAUUUUUUUAUAUUUGUUUUGUUUUCUGUACUGAAGCCAUUUAAAGAUGGCGUGUUGCAAGGAGAAGGACCUCUAUGCCGGUGGUGGCGAUUGCGACAACCAACCUAUCGAAUUGCAUCCAACCUCGGCUUGUCCGGCGCCAUUGAUCUGUCCCCCGCCACCGGAGAUGGGACCCAUUCGCCGACGCAAAUGGGAACCGUCGCCCGUGGGCAUUGUGCCGCCCACAGAGGAAGAGCAGCGUGAGAUACAAGAGUAUCUGAAGAAAGUGGCCGUGGAGCCGGCACAGGAGCACCAUCAGGUGCAGGCGGAUCUGCAGGCGGGCAUCGAUGACCAGCAGCAGCAGCUGCUUGACAUACAGCAGGAGCAGGCCCGAAAGGCGCCCAUCAAGACGGAGGAAAUGCAGUUCGCACGUUCCAUUAAUCCCGAUGCGGAUAAUCUGCACAAUCCGCCGUGCUAUCUGCCGCAACCAGGCGACGAUUUGCCGCCCAAGGAUGGGAUGACGCCCAUGGGACCCAUUGGCCACUGGGCCACGGGCAAAGUGGACUGGAGCCCGAUGGCGGGUCUGACGGGCACACGACCCGUUGUCGAUAGGUAUUCGAUAACACGUUUUAGCUCGAACGAAUGGCGCGCUAAGAAUCAACAGACGGUCCAAUAUGUCAAUUCAGUGUUGGACAAGGCCGAUAAAAAUCGGUUUAGCUCAACGACCGAGUAUCAGCGGCUCACGGCAAUGGUGACCAAGACCCAGAACGAGACGACGGAGAAGCUGAGGCAACGCUCGCAGGUGAUCUGCAAGUGGAAGAGCACACUGGAGAACGCCAUCAGGGCGAUGACGGAUGAGAUCUUCAUGGUUGACGAGGAGCGGAACAGGCUGCGCAAGGCGCUCGUAGUGCUCGGAGUGCCCGAGUCCAUUGUGAAAGAGUGCAUCGAGAAGCGCUGCGGCCGGCCGGACACUGAGCUGGUGCGCGACAAUGCCGAGGAGGAGCUGGUCAACGAGCUGGCGCUGAUAGCCGAGAUCAGGCGGCAGCUGAGCAAGACCAUGGAUGACUUUGAGGCGCAGCAAAUGGAGAAUCGCGCGGCCAAGCAGCGUCUGGAGUUCGACUGGAGCGACAAGCAGGAGGCCUACGAGAUAGACACCGUGAAUGUGGGCUUAAACAAUACCUCGCGCACAAUUAUGUUCCAUGUGGGCGCAACGCGCCAGCCGCCGGAGCAGUCGUCGGAAAAGUACUGGGAACACUUCAGCCUCGAGACUCUCGAGGAGUGCGAGAAAUGCCGCCAGAGAUCCGCCGCGCUGCGCAGCAUACUCAACGCGAUUCUGUUGAAUGGCGCCCGGGAUAUACGCACUCAGGCCGAUGUCGUGGAGAAGGCUCUCACAUCGCGCAUCAACUGCACACAGGAGGCGGUGCAGCGCUUCGAGAAUGAUCUGCAUCGCGUGCUGCAGGAUCUGGCGGAUACGGAGAUGCGCAUCGAGCAGCUCCAUGGACGCAUUCGCAGCUUCGAUGCCGCCAUGAAGGUCGCCCAGACGCGCAUGCACAAUCGCAGCUUCCGGCCGAACGUGGAGAGCUGCCGCGACGUCGCCCAACAGCGCCUCAUCGACGAGGUGCACACCAUCCAGAGCAGCGUCACGGCCAUGCUGCACGAGCUCAAGUCCGCCGAGGAGACAAAGGAGGCGCUCGUCGGCGUCCGCAGCGCCUUGGAGCGCGAGAUUAUGCUCAAGCGACGCACCCUGUUCGUGGACAGGGAUCGCUGCAUGGUCCUGCGCUCGCAUUACCCAUCGGCCAAUGCCCUCACCGGUACGGGCGCUUUCUAAGUGUCUUUAUAUAUUUAUGUAUCUCUAUCGCUGUAUAUCUAUAUAUCUACAAAUUCAAUGUCCGAAAUUUAAAGUCUUAACCCUUGUGUGUCGCAUCAAUAUAUUCAGUUAAAUAAAAUAGUGAGCGAAAGUGAGAA